AAAUACAUUCAGUUUCACAUAAAUAGGUUAUGCCUUAUGAAAAUAUGAAUACAUAUAUCUAAAGCGAAAUUGAUGUGUAGGAAAUUGAAUUUUAAAGUCGGAAAACUCUGUUUUUCAUAAUCAAAUACCAUGUGUGCUGCUAAUGAAAGUUUUUAAUUAACAAAUUGUAAUGCAAGUCAUUGAAAUGAAUGGAAUAUCAUUACCUGUGAUCAAAGUAAAGGUGGUUGUUGUUGGAGAUGCUGGGGUAGGAAAAACGUCACUGGCUGUCAGAUUUACAGACAAUUCAUUCAUUCAACAUUAUAAACAGACGGUUGGCGCAAGUUUUUGCAGUCGUGCUUUAGAUUUUAAAGACAAAACAGUUGUGUUUAACAUUUGGGAUACUGCUGGACAGGAGAGAUUUCGAAGUUUGGUUCCUUUGUACCUUCGAGAUGCAGGAAUAGCAUUGGUUGUAUAUGAUGUUAGUAGUCCUAAAUCCUUUGAGAAUGUAGAAAGUUGGCUGUUACAGCUACAACAGUACGGACCUAGGGACUUGAAAUGUGCAUUGAUUGGAAACAAAGUUGACUUAGAAGACGACUUGAGGGAGGUUCCAACUCAGGAAGGAGAACUUCUUGCAGAGGGCCAUGGCUUGUAUUUUGAAGAGACAUCUGCCAAAACAGGAGAAGGAAUAGACAAAGUGUUUAAUGAUAUUGGCAGUGUAUUAGUCGAAGGAUGUAAGAAAGAGAAACAACCAUCUACCGUGUCUAUAUGUGAUUCAUACGUCCAUCAGAAGAGGAAAACAUGCUGCUUAUAAUAUAAACUCGUUUGAGAUGUUAUUUAUAAUCUCUAUCAUAAGGUUGUUUUUUAAUGAAGUUGGAAGUCUACUGCAUAUAAAUAUAAAAAUACGAUGAUGUGGUAUGAUUGCUAAUGAGAAAACUAUACACCACAGUUCAAAUGAAGUGGAUUUUAAAAAUCAGAAAUUUGUCAUUUUUUUAUUUCACAUAAAAACAUGAAGAUAAGUACAUAUAUAAGCCCAGAUCCAAGAUCCACUUCUUACAAAAAGCUAUAUAGUUUAACUUAUGUAAAAUAUGUCACUGUCAGUACUAAGCCAGCAGACACCAAAGAUACUGUUAGUGUCAAAAGAAAAAAAAAUUAGCCAUUGCUUCCAUAAAUGAAUAACUUCAUAGUCCAUCUUAUCCAACAUUAAAUAUGUUACAGUCAAUAAUAAGCCUGAUGAAACCAAAGAUACUGUUAGUGUCAAAAGAAAAAAGUUUGAGCUUUUGCUUUAAUGAAAAAAUAACCUCAU
Messenger RNA from Mytilus californianus (California mussel), 1282 nucleotides. RefSeq lists its product as uncharacterized. The record is from RefSeq and is a predicted model, not a curated record. Lineage: Eukaryota; Metazoa; Mollusca; Bivalvia; Mytilida; Mytilidae. Bases 170 to 790 code for a protein of 206 amino acids. Gene Ontology annotation, molecular function: GTPase activity; GTP binding. The transcript is spliced from 6 exons.